Stylonychia lemnae is the source of this 1650-nucleotide messenger RNA. Lineage: Eukaryota; Ciliophora; Spirotrichea; Sporadotrichida; Oxytrichidae. The record is from the annotation of a GenBank genome assembly.
AUGAUGUAGAAUGUGCCUUAAACAGGCAUGAAUUAGUAAGAACAAAAGCGAAGAGGUCAGUCUUCCAACAGAAAACAAGCCAUUCAAAACAUUCCCCCGAACCACUAGUCCAGAUAGAUUCAAAACCAUAAUAUGUAAAGAGGCUAGAGUGGAAGGAACAACUCAAUGGUAAAAACAAAUUUGCAGAUAGUUGGAGGGGGAACAUCCUCAACCAAGGGUCAAAAUGUGUCUUCAGAGCGAAAGAAGGGGAGACAGCAAUCAAUGGGCCAGAAGAACCACAAUAUGUCUCUAGGAGGAGACCAGCCUUCACUGAGUACAGUAUACAAUGAGCGACCAAUGGCCAGCCAGUCCAACAGAUUCAGAAUAGCCUAGCCACCAGCAACCGCUCUAGACGUAUCUGGCAAGUAUUGGAAUGUCAUUUCAAACCAUAUUAAUGUAGAGAAAAACUUCGUCCAGCAGAAACUUUAAUCCUAAAGAUUUGGGACUAUCAUGGCUGGACAGUCAAGCAUGUUCGGUUUUGAAAACCCACUUAUGAUCAAUAACUAGCCAAGGCUUCCCAUUACAUCCUAGAGAUAACCUGUGGUUGGAUCUAAUUUUGGACAAGCAACUACACGAACUUUAGAGCCAGGCAAUCUACCUGGAUUAUCAAGCAUACCUAGCGAGAAAGAUAUGCUUAGACUAACUCAGACUCCAAUGAUGGGAAUAGGAUUGAAAAAUGAGCUUGAUUAAUUUCAAAGACCAUUUAACUUUUUAGCCAAUCUAGGAGGCAAAGAAACUUCCUCAAGCAGAUUUACAACCAGAAUCGAUAAGAACUUACUUAAAAAUAACAAGACCUUAGCUCACUAACCUAUAACUACUCUUAAUCCUAAGGACAACUCUCAAAUCAUAGUGGACAAUACGACUGAUUUUGUCACAUUUAAUCAAUCUAAGAACGUGCAAGACCUAAUGACUAUAAAGGAUAAGAGCCUCAGAGGUGGACUCACUAAUGAAAAUGAUCAAACCAAACAAGGAUAAAUCACCAUAUUUACUGAUAUGAAUGUUGAUAAGCAUGAGUUUGACAUCAGAGAGAAAAGGAAAGCUUAGAGAGCAACCUCAGCAAUUCAAAGACCUUAGAGUACAUAUAGAUCAUAGAAAAGCACAAUGGGUCUGUAAUAGACCAUAAGUAAAGCUACUCUAUAGCAAACUAGACCAAUAUCUGGACUUAUGCCAUAGACUCAUUCUUAAAAGGUAUUGCCUCAGAUGAUUUAAUAAAAUGGAGUACCACCUUUGAAUUAGCUCAACAAACUCUAGAAAGACUUUAAGAUCAGCAAUAACAAGAGACCAUUCUCAGCUAAUCCUAAGUAUCUGCAAAUAGCUGGUUUUAACAGGCCAAUCAGUGCAGCUAUUAAAAUGGGUAAGGUAGCAAACGCUCAUGAAAGUAUCGAUGAUGAGGAUGAAGAUGAUGAUGAAGAUGAAGAGGAAGAUGAAUAUGUGGAUUUGAAUAUUUACGAAGUUCCAGAGGAGGACAGAUUCGGUGGGAACAAGAACAAAGACAACAUUGAGACUGAGUCAUUCAGUUAUCGUAUUAUGAACUCAAGACCCACUACUGCUUACAAAAAAGAGAAAAACUUUGAUUUGCCUUUCCCUGAGUUAUUUGACAGAUCCGAAUGA